AUGAGCUACUACCAGAACCCCGACCCCCAGGCGAUGAAUGUGGAUGAGAAUGCCGAAUAUGAGGCUGCGAACAAAGUCGUCCUGGAGGACGGUGAUGAUUUCGAGAAUUGGGAAAAGUUAAUACGCGUCUGCGAAGGUCUUGAGGGAGGUGGUGGCCUUAACAGGAACUCCUCACCCCAGGCAAUAGCUAUGACCCGAAGCGCGUUUGACCGGUUCCUCGCGAAAUUUCCGUUACUCUUCGGAUACUGGAAGAAAUACGCCGACUUGGAGUUCAGUAUUGCUGGUACGGAGGCCUCAGAGAUGGUGUACGAACGUGGAGUCGCCAGCAUCACAAAUUCUGUUGACCUCUGGACCGCGUACUGUAACUUCAAAGUCGAUACCAGCCAUGAUAUCGACGUGACCAGAGAAUUGUUUGAGCGUGGUGCCAACUGCGUUGGUCUCGACUUUCUCGCUCACCCGUUUUGGGACAAAUACAUCGAGUUUGAGGAGAGGCUCGAUGCCCACGACAGGAUAUAUGCCAUUUUGGAUCGGGUUGUUCAUAUUCCAAUGCACCAAUAUGCCCGAUACUUCGAAAGAUUCAGGACGAUGGCUCAGACAAGGCCGCUUAACGAACUUCUACCCGCGGAUAUGCUCGCACAGUUCCGACAAGAGGUUGAGAAUGAGCCACAACAGCCUAUUCAAGCCGGUCAUCAACAAUUGAAAAUGGAGCGUGGAGAGCUUGAAAUUGAACGAGAAGUUAGAGCCAGAAUCGACAAUUUUCAUCUCGAAAUUUUCCAGAGAACUCAGACAGAGACCACGAAGCGCUGGACAUACGAACAGGAGAUUAAACGCCCUUAUUUCCACGUGACAGAACUCGAUGAAGCGCAACUCAUCAAUUGGCGAAGGUACCUUGACUUCGAGGAGGUUGAAGGAGACUACGCACGUAUUCAAUUUCUCUACGAACGGUGCCUGGUUACCGCAUCUUUUUACGAUGAAUUCUGGUUCCGAUACGCAAGGUGGGUGAGCGCCCAAGAGAACAAGGAAGAAGAGGUGCGAAAUAUCUACCAACGUGCUUGCAUGCUCUACGUCCCGAUGAGUAGACCGCAAAUUCGUCUGCAGUACGCCUUUUUUGAAGAGAUGCAUGGCAAACCGGAUAUGGCGAAGGACAUCAUCGAAUCUAUCUUGAUAGUUCUACCGGGAUACGUCGAAGGGAUUGUUGCAUUGGCCAAUAUCACCCGCCGAAAUGAAGCGCUGGAUGCCGCCAUCAAAGUGUUCUCAGACGUUGUUGACAACCCCGCAACUGAUCCAUACACUAAAGGUGCUAUCACCGCAGAGUGGGCUCGUAUGGUUUGGAAAAACAAGGGUAAUGUCGAAGAGGCCCGACAGUUGUUCCAAAAGAAUCACCACUGGUGUCUCGACAGCCGAUAUUUCUGGAUCAAUUGGUUGCAGCUUGAAAUGGAGCUCUUGACGACCCCAGAAAAUGAGGCUGCCCAACACUUGAAGAUUCGACAAGUCCACACAGAUAUCCGACGGCGUGCCAGGCUGCCACCAUCAACAAUUAAAGAUUUGACGCAUCUGUAUAUGAAAUACUUGCAAGAAAGAGGAGGCAAGGAUUCAAUGAAGGAGUACCUCACUCUUGAUAGGGAAGUCAACGGGCCCUUCUCAGUUCAAUCUGUCAACAAAAUAAAGCUUGCUGAGGAUGGGAAGGAAGCGACAACAAAUAGAAGAAUGCUCUUGGAGAAUGGUCACCCAGGUGUCGAAGUCGAUGAGGCUGCAAUUCGAAGGGGGGAAAACCCUUACACAAAAUAUUUCCAGGCUCAAGGAGAGACUCCGGCCCCUAAUGGGCAGGUCAGUGCUUAG
Messenger RNA from Orbilia oligospora ATCC 24927, 1839 nucleotides. RefSeq lists its product as uncharacterized. Gene Ontology annotation, cellular component: commitment complex; U2-type prespliceosome; U1 snRNP. The transcript is spliced from 5 exons. NCBI's taxonomy places the organism in Eukaryota, Fungi, Ascomycota, Orbiliomycetes, Orbiliales, Orbiliaceae. Gene Ontology annotation, molecular function: protein binding. Gene Ontology annotation, biological process: RNA processing; mRNA 5'-splice site recognition. The record is from RefSeq and is a predicted model, not a curated record. The coding region runs from base 1 to 1839 and encodes 612 amino acids.